AUGGAGCUAAAGCUUGAAAAGGAAAAAACGGGAAUAGAGAAAAAACGUUACCAACGGCGGACACACAACAGUUCAGGUGAGCUACUAGAUAAUCAUUGGCACGACUAA
This is a messenger RNA of Lathyrus sativus (Indian pea), 108 nucleotides long. NCBI's taxonomy places the organism in Eukaryota, Viridiplantae, Streptophyta, Magnoliopsida, Fabales, Fabaceae. The record is from the annotation of a GenBank genome assembly.